Messenger RNA from Scatophagus argus, 1696 nucleotides. Its product is annotated as arrestin domain-containing protein 3-like. Gene Ontology annotation, biological process: protein transport. Gene Ontology annotation, cellular component: cytoplasm; plasma membrane. The record is from RefSeq and is a predicted model, not a curated record. The coding region runs from base 46 to 687 and encodes 213 amino acids. The transcript is spliced from 4 exons. Lineage: Eukaryota; Metazoa; Chordata; Actinopteri; Scatophagidae.
UUGGAAAAAUCAAAUAACUGAAUUGGAUUAUUUCCCUACAGAGACAUGCCUUCAUCUUACGAGGGGAAGUGGGGCAAAGUUACAUACAGUCUGCGAGCACAGCUGACUCAGUCAAUCUGGCUUGUCCACAAAACCAAGACUGAGUUCCCUUUUCUGACCAAGUCUGAGUUCCCCUUUGCCUCCAAAUCAGAGAUGAUAAUCCUCGGACUUAAGGAACCACAACACGUGACCAGGAUUUCAUUUUACGGCUCUGAAAAAGUUACAAUGAAUGUUACUUCAGAAAGAAUGGGAGUGAAGCAAGGUGAGGCAAUGGGACUCUCUGUAGAAGUACUCAACGAUUCAGCACGGACAGUAACACCCAGAUUCUUCCUGUGUGAAAAGCAGACCUUUGCCGCUCAUUCAAAGAGGAUAGUACACACAAAUGACAUCCUGCUUGGCGGAGGAGACUCUGUGCAAGCUCACACCAGUCGAACUAUAACCAAAGUUUUGAGCAUCCCUCCACAGCUCCACCCGACCUUCUUCAACUGCUGCAUGAUGAAGCUCGAGCACCGACUAAAGGUCACUCUUGACGUCCCUCUGGCAAGAGACCCAGAGGUCAAACUUCCUCUGGUCAUUCUGUUGGGUUCUCCGAAACCAAAUCGACAAAAACCAAAGAGAUCCAUCUGGUUUAGGAAGCUUCCUGGUUAAAAAGGAUGCUGCUGAUUGUUUUUCCAGGAGCUUCAAACUACACCCAGCGCCUGAGAAUUUGUUCAUUGUGUGUUCUCUUGUCCACUAGAUGGAGAUGUGUGUCAUUAACUAGUCUGCAAGUAACAGCCGAUUCAUUUCAGUGUAUUUGAGUGAAUGUACUUCAGUUCAAGUACUCAGAUCCUAUACUUCUGUGAGAGUAGCAGUAUUAGCCCUGUGAGUGUUAGAUUAUUAGAUUGUUCAUGAUGCAUAAGUGCUCAUGCAUUACUGUUACACUGUUAAUGUUACUGUGUUCUGCUACACAAUUCUUUGUGUAGAAUUUAAGAUAUUUUAAGCCUCAGACAAUUAAGUGAAACCAUGUGAGAAGUUUGGAUAGGAAAUGUCUUUUUGGUUGAACUGCUAAUAACUCAUAUACAUCUAAAAUGCUCCUCAACUUCACACUGCUCACAAGACACAGCAACUGGGAGACUUUGGUUUAAUCUGUGACCACACACUGUACAGCACAUCCUUUCUCUCUGAACUACUGUGGAGUAGUAGCAAAUGAAGAAGUAUUGUAUAUGUAAAACCGUACUUCAGAAGUUACUGUCCACCACUGCACGGAAGUAUGUCAAAAGCUGAAUUUUAUUAAAUUUAUUUAUGUAAAAAAAAAAAACGUAAAAAAAAACGUUUAAAAAUCCUGUAAUUUUAUGAGACAGUUUUUUCCGGUUAUUUUUAUUUUUAUUUCAUUCCAGCUACUGAAUUGUUAAACUGUUAGUUUUUUUUCCAGUGUAAGGGGUUCUGUGUGAAGUGAACUAGUCAUUUAAUAAAAUAAACAAUUUAAAGGUAUAAUACACAGGAUUUUACCUAAAAAAAUGCACAGACCAAAACAAUCCAUCACAAUCAUCACUUCUGACUCAGUCGAAAUGUGUAGCAGAUCCUGCACGCUGCCUGUAUUGUCAUAUUUGCUUAUUAUUUUGCUGUGUAUAGGAUGUGUCUGGGUGUCAGUGAUCCUAGAGAAAGUUGAUUGUUGAGU